CACAUCAUCACACACCGUUACAGCUUCACUUCUUCAUCUCUCAGAGCCACCGAAAACUGAAGAUGGGAAAAAUUAACGGAUGCAUCAGAUUCCCCUUUAUCUUCUUCAAUGGGCUGUUUGCAGUCAUCGGCUGUAUGAUGAUCUACGGGCUGAUGAAGAUCAGCGCCUAUAGCCAACAGCAGCUGGAGGCGGCUGGCAGCCUGGGCCUGGGUUGGGCUUGGGUGUUUACCAUCAGCAUCCUCUGCAUCGCCGGUCUGGGGGUCUUUGCAGGCCGCAAAGAGAACACACUCGCCCUCAAAAUAUUUGCAGGCUUCAUGGUGGUUGGAAUGAUCAUCAUGAUGAUCUUUGGCAUCAUUGUCGCUGUCGAAAGGAACGAGCUGAAAAGCAACUUUGAAAGCGGCAACUCUGAGACGGUAAAGACCUGGAUGGACAAAGAGGAAAUGAGAGAGCUGCUUAAUAAGCUACAGCAAGAGAUCAAGUGCUGUGGACUGGUGAGCGCCGAGGACUGGGGUGAUGAUAUCCCUACAUCCUGUGGGUGUAACUCACUGAGAGGUUACGGAGGAUAUGGAGGGUACGGAGGAUAUGGAGGGUACGGAGGAUAUGGAGGGUACGGAGGAUAUGGAGGAUCUGCAGGAUCUGAAUGUAAAGCCAAACCAAAGGGAACCUCAGGCCCAAGCUUCAUCUAUAAACAGACCUGCGGUGGAUUCAUCUUUGAGUGGAUCGACUAUUUCUGCAAGAUCGGCCUGGGCGUCUGCUUUGGAUUUGCUGUCACUGCACUGCUGGGCCUGCUGAUGUCCCUGCUGAUGAUCCAUCAGAUCAAACGUCAUGACAGCGCAGCAGGAGCGUCCUUUGCCAUGACGGGAUACUGAAGGGAACCCUCCACCCCUGACCUUCUGCGCUGUAAAGGAGGACUCAGUGGUCAAUUCAUGAUGGCGUCUUUAUUUUGCUGCAGGAAGAUUUCAUUUUUUCCUUCCAUAUUUGUAUUGUAGAAGAUAUAGCAGGCUUUUUUUUAAUGAAUCAUUAUAACUCGAGUUAUUUGAUGGUACGCUGCGUUCCAUCUUUUCUAUUUCUCUGUUGCAUAAAUAUUGUAGAAAGAGGCAGUUUCUAACCUGAAUACAGCUCUAUAAACCCGAGGAGGUCAUAACAUUACCUGUGAGUUUAAAACGCUGGAACAUUCUCUUGUUUUAUUAAGCCUGGGACGCACCAGAGAACAGCUUAGUAAAGUUCAUCCACUCCUCGUUAGUGGUGGUAGAAGCUUGGUGAUGGAGGACUGCUUGAAGGGCUACUUGGCCGAACACACGAGACUGCCGGGAAUAUGCUAGCGCCGGUCUGUCGCAGCUAAAUGUCUGGAUUGCUAACUGUCAAUCAGCUUUAGUUAUUAAGUUAACCAUCAGCAUGCUAACUGCUUCACUGACUGGACAAUAAGUUCACACACUUUAUUCUAAACACUUUUGUACCACAGACUCCUCUCUCACAACUGUCUGCAAACCAUUCCUCUUUAUCUUACUCCAGCAGCAAAACGGUGAGGAUUUAUUUAGUCCCCAUGAAUAAAAAUCCACUGAUGGCAGCCGGUCUGUUGCACAAUGUAGCUUUUUAAAAAGGCCGUUAGCCUAGCUUUAAUUGGUAAUGACCAUAACUUUUUUUACAUGGACUGGGAAACAAAACCUCCAGAUUUAAUUGCUCUUAAUUCUGAAAACAUCUGCAGACAGAUAUAUACGACGAGGACUCUUCAAAACUAACUGUGAAAAAUGUAGGACAAUGAACUCGCAUAUUUUCCAAAGUUGAGUGUGAGUGUUUGUAAAGCACUUCAGUAAUAUAAAACCAGAGCAACCCUCUGGACAUUUUGCCAAAUGGUUAAAUGGCAAAUCCUGAUGUGACAUUUUCAAAAUCAGUGAAAUAUUUUGUGUCUUCUGUAAAGAGCAGGUAACGCAGGGAAAGCAACGUCUCUCUGUGUCCGUACAAUUAUAAUGUGGAAGCCUGGAUAAAAAUGAGAUUAUAAAACUCUCUUCUCUUCAUGGAGGAUGAAGCCAUGAGACAAACCAAACAACAGCUCAGGGUUAACUUACAAGUUUACAUGUCUCCUACAGGGACUUUAUAAAAAGGGAUGAUGACUUAAGUGGAAGACAAACGCUGUGACAGGAACUGUUUUAUUGUGAAAUCUGCACUCAUAUCACUUCAAAAUAAACUCUAGAGACUAAAACCCA
This is a messenger RNA of Micropterus dolomieu (smallmouth bass), 2204 nucleotides long. Its product is annotated as tetraspanin-8-like. The record is from RefSeq and is a predicted model, not a curated record. Gene Ontology annotation, cellular component: membrane. NCBI's taxonomy places the organism in Eukaryota, Metazoa, Chordata, Actinopteri, Centrarchiformes, Centrarchidae. The coding region runs from base 63 to 869 and encodes 268 amino acids. The transcript has 9 exons.